GGGGAAGCCAACCUGAGCAAACACAGCAGCCUGAGUGUUGCCGAGGCCAAAAUGCUGAGGACAACCCUUCCCAGGGGUGGUCUGAGUUGGGAGGCCCCCUGGCUCCCAACCUCUUCUGGCACUUUCUGCCUCUGCCUCACGUUCUUGUUGGACCAGGUGGGCUUGCUGCAGGGGCACCCCCAGUGCCUGGACUACGGCCCCCCCUUCCAGCCCUCCCUGCACCUCGCGUUUUGCUCCGACUAUGAGUCCCUCGGCUGCUGUGACCAGCGUAAGGACCAGCGCAUCGCCGCUCGGUAUGGGGACAUCAUGGACUACUUUGAUGGGAAGGGCCGGGAGCUGUGCGGCGGUCACAUUAAAGACAUCCUCUGCCAGGAAUGCUCACCGUACGCGGCCCAUCUCUAUGAUGCGGAGAACCCUCAGACGCCCCGCAGGAGCCUUCCCGGCCUCUGCUCGGACUACUGCUCCGCCUUUCACUCUGACUGCCCCUCGGCCAUCUCCCUGCUGACCAACAACCGUCGCCUCCCGGGGUCCCGUGCGAAAGACGGCGCCCACUUCUGCCGUGCCCUUAGCCUUCCUGACCGGGACUAUUGCUUCCCUAAUGUCCUGAGGAAUGACCAUCUCAACCGCAACCUGGGUGUGGUGGCCGAGGACCAGCAGGGCUGCCUGCAGCUCUGCGUGACCGAGGUGGCCAACGGGCUGAGGAACCCCGUCUCCAUGGUCCAUGCUGCGGACGGCACCCAUCGCUUCUUUGUGGCUGAGCAGGUGGGGGUGGUGUGGGUCUAUCUGCCUGAUGGGAGUCGCCUGGAGCAACCCUUCCUGGACCUCAGGAGCAUCGUGUUGACCACUCCAUGGAUUGGGGACGAGAGAGGCUUCCUGGGGAUGGCUUUUCAUCCCAAGUUCCGCCGGAAUCGCAAGUUCUACAUUUAUUAUUCAUGCCUGGGCAAGAAGAAGGCAGAAAAGAUCCGGAUUAGUCAGAUGAAAGUUUCUCAGGCUGAUCCCAACAAAGCUGACCCGGUGUCAGAAAGGGUUAUCAUGGAGAUAGAGGAACCAGCCUCGAAUCAUAAUGGUGGACAACUUCUUUUUGGUCUGGAUGGCUAUCUGUACAUAUUCACCGGGGAUGGAGGACAGGCUGGGGAUCCCUUUGGCAAAUUUGGAAAUGCUCAGAACAAAAGUUCCCUGCUGGGAAAAGUGCUAAGGAUCGACGUGAACGGGGCCGGCCCCGACGGCAGGCGGUACCGGGUGCCCCUGGACAAUCCGUUUGUCUCUGAGCCAGGGGCCCACCCCGCCGUCUAUGCCUAUGGGAUCAGGAACGUAUGGCGCUGUGCCGUGGACCGAGGCGACCCCGUCACGCACCGGGGCCGGGGCCGGAUAUUCUGUGGGGACGUGGGACAGAACCGGUUUGAGGAAGUCAACGUCAUUGUGAAAGGCGGGAACUAUGGCUGGAGAGCGAGGGAAGGCUUUGAGUGUUACGACAGGAAACUCUGUCACAAUGCUUCUCUGGAUGACAUCCUGCCAAUCUAUGCUUAUGGCCAUGCUGUGGGGAAGUCAGUCACCGGAGGCUACGUCUACCGUGGGUGCGAAUCUCCAAAUCUCAAUGGCCUCUACAUCUUUGGGGACUUCAUGAGUGGUCGACUUAUGGCUUUGCAGGAAGAUGGAAAAACCAAGAAAUGGAAGAAACAGGAUAUUUGCCUGGGAAACACUGAGCCUUGUGCCUUUCCAGGGCUGAUCAGCUCCUAUAGCAAGUUCAUCAUCUCCUUCGCCGAAGACGAAGCAGGGGAGCUCUACUUCCUGGCCACCUCCUACCCAAGUGCCUACGCACCACACGGAUCUAUUUACAAAUUUGUCGACCCGUCAAGGCGAGCACCCCCAGGCAAGUGCAAAUACAAGCCAGUGCCGGUGAAAACCACGAGUAAGCGGGUCCAGUUCAGGCCACUCGCCAAGACGGUCUUGGACUUGCUAAAGGAGCAAAUCGAGAAGGCUGCUGGGAAGUUAUCCAAUGUCACUUCAGCUUCCCGUCCAGGCCUGGCCUCAUCUCAGAAAGGGUCCUCCGAGAAACUGGCUUCUCCCACCAGAAGCAGGAAGCGCGUUCGAGGACCUGAUACAGAGAAGGGAGCCCAAGUGCGGUCCGCAGGCCCCCAGGGGAAGGGGACGAGGAGCCGGAAGGCCCGCAGUGCUGGGUCCGGGCUGGCCCCACGCGGCCAGUCGCUGUUACAGACAGUCCCGUAUCCUGCCCCAGCCCCGGGACGCGGGCACGACAUCGCGGGUGGGGACAUUCCCGCGCUCAGAAGGCGCUCGCGGCUGUAG
Molossus molossus (Pallas's mastiff bat) is the source of this 2304-nucleotide messenger RNA. It is a transcript of the gene HHIPL2, whose product is annotated as HHIP like 2. The coding region runs from base 52 to 2304 and encodes 750 amino acids. The record is from RefSeq and is a predicted model, not a curated record. The transcript has 10 exons. Lineage: Eukaryota; Metazoa; Chordata; Mammalia; Chiroptera; Molossidae.